This is a messenger RNA of Verticillium nonalfalfae, 852 nucleotides long. RefSeq lists its product as uncharacterized. The transcript is spliced from 3 exons. The record is from RefSeq and is a predicted model, not a curated record. Bases 1 to 852 code for a protein of 283 amino acids. Lineage: Eukaryota; Fungi; Ascomycota; Sordariomycetes; Glomerellales; Plectosphaerellaceae.
AUGUUAUCUGGCACCGUCAUCAACCCAUGUGGCCUGCACCCCAUGUUCGCUCUAGACGUCGCAGCAAGCAGCUCCCCUGCCCAAGCCCCACGCUCGGCCGAUGCCCUUGCAAAUAUGGCACGGCGACGAGCACUAUCCUCUCCCCGAUUUAAAAGAGAUUCAUCCCCUACCAUCCCGCGCAGGCGGUCCGUCCGGAGCAUGAAAAACCUCCUGCCAUUGGCAUUGCAUACCAACUGUUACACCUUUUCGGCCCAGGCCCAACCACUCUUCUUACGUGGCGGCAUGGCCCACCUCGACGUCGACGGCGAACUCAACAUGGACGCUUGUAACUUUCCCGAGUUGCUAGCAAACGACCUCGAGUUCUCAAACCUGAUCUUCACCGCCAAGAACCUGUCCGCCGGCGCCCCCUCCCCUGCCCUUGGAUCCGAUGAAGGGCAAUGGCAGUCCUCGGUGGCCCUGUCCAGCGCUGCCCCGCAACAGCACUCUGCGGUACGAUUCCAGUCGGCUGAACCGAAGACGGAAGAGAAGACGCAGUUCCGGGCAACGCAGCAUGAACUAUCAGACUCCGAAUCCAUCUCGAGCGGCCCUUCAUUCAGCGAAGUCGAGCCUGCAUCCUCAAGGCAACUGUCAGUAAUUACCGCUGCCACGUCUGUCACGGGUGGUCGAAACUCUGUGGCUUCCCACAAACGCCUCUCGUCGCUUGGCCACAACACCGACGCCAGCUGGAUAGACUUGGAGCCCGACGUGACUGCGGAGGACGAUGGCGCGAGCAUCGAUGGGGUCACUGUGCCAAGGCGCCUGCGACCAUCUUCAGACGUUGACGAGAGUCAUCGAGGCGGCAGUCCUAUCUAG